GACAAACUCCUCGCGGUGGAGAGCUGCUGUGCGUGCUGGCUUCCUUAAGGAUGGCCGGCCGCACAUAGCACCUAUCAAAGAAGUGAUGGCUGGACGGAUGAGGCCGAUGCCUUGGUCCAUCUAAAAGAUGUUGCAAGAGCAAUCGAGUUACUGGAGAAACUGCAGGAAUCUGGAGAAGUACCAGUACACAAGCUACAGUCUCUAAAGAAGGUGCUGCAGAGUGAGUUUUGUACAGCUAUCAGAGAGGUGUAUCAAUACAUGCAUGAAACCAUAACUGUUAAUGGCUGCCCCGAAUUCCGAGCCAGGGCCACUGCAAAGGCAACAGUUGCUGCAUUUGCUGCAAGUGAAGGCCAUUCACACCCACGGGUGGUAGAGCUGCCAAAGACUGAGGAAGGCUUGGGCUUUAAUGUCAUGGGAGGAAAGGAACAAAAUUCACCUAUCUAUAUUUCUCGCAUCAUUCCUGGAGGAGUGGCAGAAAGGCAUGGUGGGCUCAAACGUGGGGACCAGCUGCUUUCAGUUAAUGGAGUGAGUGUGGAAGGAGAACACCACGAGAAGGCAGUGGAGCUGCUGAAGGCAGCCAAGGACAGUGUGAAGCUGGUGGUGCGGUACACUCCCAAGGUGCUGGAGGAGAUGGAGGCUCGCUUCGAAAAACUGAGAACAGCCCGGCGCCGGCAACAGCAGCAAUUGCUCAUUCAGCAGCAGCAGCAGCAGCAAACUACACAGCAAAACCAUAUGUCGUUGUUCUCAAGAAAGCAGAAGCUUCAAUCAAGAGUUCAGUAAUCAAGCAACCAGAGCUGUAGUAUUCCAGCAAAAGCAAACAACUACGGGAACAUGAAACAGAAUUCAUCUGGAGAAUAUACAUUACCGGACUAAAGUGAGCCAUAGAGAGGGUACCAUCAUGAUGAGGCUUUUCAGCACACAGCAGUCACUGAUACCUUUUACUUCAGUGACUCUGUUCCUAAUGAGAACAGCAUGAUUGGUAAACCCUAUGAAACAGCAAAGUCCAGGGCUUCCAAAUAAUUGUUUGAUCUCAUCUUGCACUCUUUACUCUGACAAAUUUCUAGUUGGCUUUCUCUAGUCACUAAAAGUUUUGUUUAAGGAGGUUGAGAUUGGCUGCUUUUGAGAGCAGGAUCUUUCUCUACAGUUAUCUCCAAAACCGAAAAACAUCAGUUCAAAAUUUUGUCACAGACAUCAGACUUGUACAUCACACUUCAUAACCACUUUGUACUAUAUAUUGUAGAGCUGGUUUAACCUAACUUCCUGUUUAUAAUUUUCAGAUUUCCCUCUGGAAAUAGCAAUUUACUAUAUUUAUAAAGUAUUUCAUUUGUAGAAGCAAUUGGCUUUUUACUCUUGGUGUUUCCAUAUAUUUUAUUAUGCAUCAAGAGAGUGAGAAAGUUUUAGGUCAACUUUAAUUUUAUUAGUAGUAAAGUUAGGGAAGCCUAGAACGGUAUUUUUAAAUGUAGGUAUGGCUUGUAUCUAUUAUAGUUACUAUUCAGAAAUCUAUAACUGGAUAUAUUAUAUAUUUACUCCAUAAAAUAUAUAUUGUCUGAAUGUACCUAUUAGAGAAGUAGGGUCUUUGCUUAGCAUGUAUUGCAAAUGUAGUAAGCUAAUGUUAGCAAAAGACCGAGCUUUGUUUGGCAGAUAUUACUGAGAUAGCAUAAUCUCUGCAUUUCUAUAUUGUGUAAUUUAUUUUUCAGUCUAAUAUUAAUAUAUUUUAGAGAGGAGGAAGUGUAAGUUAUUUCUUUUGAGACUCACACAUUAUCAUUUAAAUCAAUUUUAAAUUAGAGUUCUGACUUUUUAUUAUUAUUAUUAUUAAACCAAAUUGGAAUGUGCAGGCAAAAUCUGUAAGUUCUUAAGUUUACAUGUCUGCUUUUCCAAAGAAGAUAGUCCAAGCUGGAAGGCUACAAAUGUCAUCUGCUUUCAAGUAAAUAAGAAAAUGGACCCCCAAAUCCUGAAAAAAAGAGAUAAUUUUUACAUGCCUUUUAUGCUUCAUUAGAAAAGACUUGGGGGAGAAAAGGAGAUUAGGGGAAAACCAUACAAUCAUCGCAUGUUGAAAAUUCCCACUGAUGUCAGUGAAAGUUUAAUAAUGUGAGGAAUGGAAUGUAGAAAUGGUCAGAAACAGUGCUUUGGUUGUGAACUUCUGAGCAAAGUCAGAAACAAUUAAUAUAUUGGAGGAUCUUUUCUUAAACAGAGACAAGACAAAACAGAGGGAAAUUGGCAGUAUCAUAGCAUAUGUUAGAAACCAAAUGCAGGCUAGCCAACAUUUUGACAGUGUUUGAUCAGUGUAAGUAGCCAUUGGAAGGAAUUUACUGUGUUUUUAAAACCAAACUGCAUGAAUUCAUCUAGAGAAGUGUCAUUUUAUGCAGAGAGGUAGUUAUAUUCAGUGGUCAUUGGUGACAAUAUCAAUUAAGACAGUGGAGUUUGAGAACUAACAGAACUGAAGAUGAAAUAUAUUGUAUUGUGCUCUGCACGGUGUCUUUUUAUACUUAAUAAAAUUGUACGUACCUAUUUUAAAACUGUUCCCAAACAGGUAUUGCUAUUAAUAUUGACAGUAUAUCAGUUGUUAUUAUGACUGCAUAUAACUGUAUGAUUUGAAUUACACUGAUAGCUGCAUUUUCAGAGACCAAGUAUUCAGAUUUAGUCAGCCCACUGUACUGCAUUUUUCCAAACUGUCUCUCCACCUCUUCCCCUCCUCUUCCUCAAAAAAUUUGAGUGGAAUGUGCUGAUUAAUAAAUUUCAAUAAUAGACUGUCAUUCAUAUAGAGAAGCUUUUAAAAUUCAUUUUCAUCUAUUAUUAUUCAAUAAAUUAUUUAUACAUAUUAAAAUUA
Hirundo rustica (Barn swallow) is the source of this 2827-nucleotide messenger RNA. RefSeq names its product lin-7 homolog A, crumbs cell polarity complex component (gene LIN7A). Gene Ontology annotation, molecular function: L27 domain binding. Gene Ontology annotation, cellular component: basolateral plasma membrane; cell-cell junction; MPP7-DLG1-LIN7 complex. The transcript has 6 exons. NCBI's taxonomy places the organism in Eukaryota, Metazoa, Chordata, Aves, Passeriformes, Hirundinidae. The record is from RefSeq and is a predicted model, not a curated record. Gene Ontology annotation, biological process: maintenance of epithelial cell apical/basal polarity; protein localization to basolateral plasma membrane; neurotransmitter secretion. The coding region runs from base 259 to 780 and encodes 173 amino acids.